Messenger RNA from Aspergillus vadensis CBS 113365, 625 nucleotides. RefSeq lists its product as uncharacterized. The record is from RefSeq and is a predicted model, not a curated record. The transcript is spliced from 2 exons. Lineage: Eukaryota; Fungi; Ascomycota; Eurotiomycetes; Eurotiales; Aspergillaceae. The coding region runs from base 1 to 486 and encodes 161 amino acids.
AUGGACUCUGACGCAGAGGCCUGCAACGCAGCCCGUUGCCUGCCAAGAAGGUAUCGUCCUGCACCUACUGGGGGACAGAUGGCGUCUGUGCUCCUCCGCCUCGACAGCGACCGGCCGAAAGCACCCCAGGCUAUUGCCUUUCCUCCACCUCCGCAGGCGUUGCGAGGGGGGUUGCACCGGAUUCAAGGUUCUCACCCGGAUUCUGUGACGUUUGCAGCUCACGCUCGCCAAUACGAGCUAUGCAAAACCGGUUGGAAUGUAUUUCUCGACUGGCUGCUUCAUCAUCCCAUCAAACAAGCAGCAGUCGAUCGUUUUAGAAAAGAUGAACCUCGCUGGCAACAUGAGGGGAGGGUGGACAGAGAAACAAUGACGACAAACUCCACGCUAGUCGUUACAUCCCAUCUCCAGACCAAUGUGGUCCUCGAGCGGCCUGCAUCCGUGACAGACCGUGGUUACACAUCUGCCGGCACGCACGACUGGCGCUAAUCAGAUUAUUGCAUGAGAUGGUGCAGAUGCCAGAUUGCUAAAGAAAAACCAACAUUGUCUCGGGUGGAGAUGGUGGGAAUUUUUGGGCCGCAGCCAUUGAUAUUCCCGCAGUCCCAACCACUAUUGUGGUCGGCUACCG